Molecule: messenger RNA, 1527 nt
Organism: Aureobasidium musti
Lineage: Eukaryota; Fungi; Ascomycota; Dothideomycetes; Dothideales; Saccotheciaceae
Source: the annotation of a GenBank genome assembly
AUGAAGCUCUCUCCAUCCCUCGCAGCCCUGGCGGCAUGCGCUCAACUUGGACACGCAUUGGACCUCGACGUCACAUCACCAGACUCUAUUCGCAGUGCAGCAUCAACACUCGCACAUGGCCUUAUGAACUAUUACCAGAACAACAAGACCGACACACCAAAAGAGUCGAUUGGCACAUUACCUUGGCCUCUGUAUUGGUGGGAGGCUGGCGCUGUCUGGGGCGGUCUCAUUGAUUACUGGGCCUACACCAACGACACAAGCUUCAACGAUGUUGUCAUGCAGGCCAUGAUGGCACAGACUGGCACGGACAACAACUUCCUUCCCGAAGCAUACUACAGCAGCAUGGUGAGUACACUGGCUGUACAACAACUCUACGAGCAGAUCACUGACUUUAACUUAGNNGGUAACGACGACCAAGCCUUCUGGGCAUAUGCCGCCCUCUCAGCCAUGGAGUAUGGCUUCCCCGACCCUCCCGAGGGUUCACCAUCUUGGGAGACACUCGCCACAAAUGCCUUCGACUCGAUGGCCCCACGCUGGGAUACUACAACAUGCAAUGGUGGAUUGAGAUGGCAAGUCUUCGAGUCAAACGCGGGAUACAACUACAAGAAUUCAGUCUCAAAUGGAGGCUUCUUCCAGAUGGCUGCUCGUCUGGCACGCUACACUGGCAACACUACAUACUCUGACUGGGCUGAGCGCAUCUGGGACUGGACCACUGGUAUCGGUUUUAUCGACGAUAGCUAUCGCGUCUAUGACGGUGCUAGCACCACCGACAACUGUAAGCAGAUUGAUCAGCUCCAGUGGACCUACAACCCAGGAAUCUUCAUCUACGGUGCUGCCGCCAUGUACAACUAUACCAACGGUUCUUCUACCUGGGAGACGCGUUUGACUGGCUUGAUCGAGCAAGCCGACCAGUCUUUCUUCCAUGCCUUUGACAAUGCAACCAACAUCAUGGUCGAAGGAGCGUGCGAGCCUUACGAUACCUGCAACACUGAUCAAUUCAGCUUCAAGGCUUAUCUGGCUCGUUUCCUCGCAAAAGCAAUGGUCGUUGCACCUUACACCCAGUCUGCCAUCCAACCUCUUCUCACGGCCUCUGCCCAAGGCGCUGCCAAAUCCUGCUCCGGACCAUCUGAUGGUGUUACCUGUGGUCAGAAGUGGUACACGGGCUUUGAUGGAAAAUAUGGCAUUGGACAGGAACUCUCAGCCCUCGAAGUCACUCAAGCUCUCCUUAUCAAUGAGGCACCUGAGUUGAUGAAUCACAACAACGUCAAGAUCAAGCCAGCAACCACCUCGAGCACACUUGAGCCGACGGUUAGCAUCGGACCGGCGAGUGUGAGUCCGCUUCUUACGAGCACAUCUGCCAAGACCACGCCUACCAGAUCAGUCACAUCCAUGACCAAGUCCACCUCCACAUCUACGUCCGCGGCUGCAUCCUCGAGCACUGGCGCUGCUGUGAUGAACACUGCUAUUCNNCCUCGCGUUGGUGCUUUGGUCGGUGGUGCUUGGAUCGGAGCAGCAAUCUUGCUGUAA